CACACUGCGUGAUAAAAAAAGUGCAGUCACGGUCACACUGGCGAGCAGAAUUUCAUACGUUUUUGUUUCCUUUUGGCCAUAUUUAUUAUUGUUAAAAUUGGAGCAAUGCCAGCUGCUGUGCGCAAGUUCCGCCGCGAGACCAGUGAAAUCAGCUGCUGCCUGAAGUACCUUCUGUUUUCCAGCAAUGUGAUCCUGUGGCUCUCGGCCCUGCUGGUCCUCUCCAUUGGCAUCUGGGCCUGGAGCGAGAAGGGCAUGUUCCGCAACAUUUAUCGGCUGCACUUCAUCGCCCUGGACCCGGCCUUCGUGCUCAUUGUCCUGGGUGGCGUCACCUUCUUGCUGGGAUUCAUGGGCAGCGUGGGCGCCUUGCGCGAGAACACCUGCCUCCUGGGGGCGUACGCCAUCUUCCUGAGUGUCCUGCUUAUCGCAGAGAUCGGCUUUUGUGCCGUGGCCUUCGUGCUCAAGGACAAGGGUUGGAUCAAAGACCAGGCCACCGAGGGACUGAAGGCCUUCAUCCGCCACUAUCGCGAGGACGCAGACCAGCAGAAUCUCAUUGACUGGAUCCAGGAGGAUUGGCUGCAGUGUUGCGGCAUUGAUGGCCCAAAGGACUGGGACAGCAACAACUACUUUAAUUGCUCGUCCAUCGCUAUUGGCAGCAGGGAGGCGUGCGGGGUGCCCUUCUCCUGCUGCCGCCGGCGUCCCCAGGAGGUGAUCAAAAACAAGCAAUGCGGAUACGAUGUUCGAAAGGAAGGACACCCGGUGGAUAGGAAUAUACAUGAGCGUGGCUGCUUGCGCGCUGGCGAGGAUUGGCUGGAGGCGCAUCUUAUUAGUGUGGCGAUCGGUUGCGUGGCUCUGCUGAUCCUGCAGGAGUUGUCCAAAAUAAUCUAUGAAAAGGGCUGUGUUCAAGCAGGCGAAGAAUGGAUGGAUAACAACUUGAUUAUUAUUUCCACUACUGUUAUAGUUCUGAUGUUUUUCCAGAUUUUGGGCAUUUGCUUUGCUCAGAACCUGCGUGCCGAUAUCUACACUCAAAAAUCAAAGUGGCACUGACAAAUGGCUCUGCCUGCUCCAACGGCCAUUUAGAAGGACACCCAAGGCGGCGAAGGAUUUGGGGGAACUUCGAGGUAAGCAACGUGGAGCAUCCACCAACUUCAAACAAGAAUCUGUAACUACUCAUCUACGCUCCGGUUCGUUAACUAUACUAUACAUUCCUUGUAAACCCGCACUAGGGUGGAUCGAUUUGGAUGCACGAAAAUCGCUGGUAGAAUCUAGUCCAUGAACAAUUCUUUACGCUAUUGCCAUUCGAACUAUGUUCCGGAAAUUACGAUUGAACCUCCGCUUUUGAUAAGAAAAACACAAAUGCGUAAAAGCUGAUUUCCGGGAUAUACGUUGCUUACCAGUACUGGCAUAAAAUGUUCAUGGGUUAGAUUUCACUUCCACGAUUUAUCUACUUUUUGCGUCCAUAAACUCGACCCAGUUUAACCCAUAAUCCCUUUUAUACUCAAGAGUACGCUAUGUGUCUAACUAAAGCAAACGCAUUCCGUCUUCGUGGACAUUGACUAAUAUUAACUAGGUUGCCAAAUUUGUUGCUGUUUUUACGUCGGCUUCCCUUUGCCCAAGAACAAAUGAGAACAAAAAAAAAGCAAAACAUUUUAAAUAGAUUUUCUAAACAUUUUACAAGAAAGUGAAAGGAGGCAUAGG
Drosophila erecta is the source of this 1695-nucleotide messenger RNA. It is a transcript of the gene Tsp26A, whose product is annotated as tetraspanin-17. NCBI's taxonomy places the organism in Eukaryota, Metazoa, Arthropoda, Insecta, Diptera, Drosophilidae. Gene Ontology annotation, cellular component: membrane. The transcript is spliced from 6 exons. Gene Ontology annotation, biological process: protein localization to plasma membrane; protein maturation. The coding region runs from base 106 to 1044 and encodes 312 amino acids. The record is from RefSeq and is a predicted model, not a curated record.